This is a messenger RNA of Rhincodon typus (whale shark), 1184 nucleotides long. Its product is annotated as fibroblast growth factor 1-like. Gene Ontology annotation, molecular function: growth factor activity; fibroblast growth factor receptor binding. The record is from RefSeq and is a predicted model, not a curated record. The coding region runs from base 292 to 759 and encodes 155 amino acids. Gene Ontology annotation, cellular component: cytoplasm. NCBI's taxonomy places the organism in Eukaryota, Metazoa, Chordata, Chondrichthyes, Orectolobiformes, Rhincodontidae. The transcript is spliced from 4 exons. Gene Ontology annotation, biological process: regulation of cell migration; animal organ morphogenesis; fibroblast growth factor receptor signaling pathway.
UUCAAGCAACACUAUUUAACUGGAAUGAGAUCCCUGCGGAAAGUUCGUAUGGAGGGAGUUAAUUUACAAAUGACAAGGACUUCGCGGUAAAAUGGGAUAAGGAAUGCACAGAAUGCUCUGGAGAAAAUGAGAUGGUUUAUGUUUGAAAGCCCUGGUCUGUCUUUUCAAAGAGGCCCCUGUACUAAUUGCGUGAAUUUCAAAGUAACAAGCUGAUCAUUCCUAAUUCUGGGGCCAAGUCAAUUGCAGAAUGCUUGGGAAGAAGAGCCACAUGAACACUGUGCUGGAGGCAACAUGGAUGCUGGAACUGUGACAAGUUUAUCAGACUUGUCCAAUUCCUUCAAUCACUUUCUCGUGAAUUACAAAGACCCAAAGCUCUUGUACUGUGCAAAUGGAGGUUACUUUGUUCGAAUUCUCCCUGACGGACAAGUAGAGGGGACGAGAGACCGCGGCGAUGCAUACAUUCGGCUCCAGCUGCAGGCUGUAAGAAGAGGAGUGGUGUCGAUUCAAGGGAUUGAAUGUGGGCGCUACCUAGCAAUGAGCGAAAUGGGACAACUUAAUUCCUCACUGACCCUGACAGAUGAAUGUCUCUUCCUGGAAAAAUUAGAGGAGAAUGGUUAUAACACUUACAAGUCUAAGGAAUAUAUGGAAAGGAACUGGUACGUCGCUAUUCGAAAGAAUGGAAAUGCCAAACCGGGACCAAAAACUAAUGUCGGACAAAAAGCUAUCCUGUUCCUUCCCAUGCCAGUUACAAGUGAUUAAAUGUAUAACUGCAGCAUUAAACAGUCUCCUGAAUGAAGCAACCUCUGAAUGUACAGAAAUGCUACACAUAGAUUAAGCAGUCGCUAGUCAAUGUGUCACUGGGGAUAAUGACAGGACAUGGUGGUGGGACCUGUAAUGUUUUUAUUUCCCUUGUUUUCAUUUCUAUUCCAACUUUUUCUAUCUUGAAAGCAUUGGUUCUCCCGGGGAGGAGCAAGGCAAUCGCUCCUGGGGUACCGUGUGCUUUCUGGCCUUCAUGUUACCAUCCAUCACAUCAGAGCCUAGAUGGUGAGACAGAGCUAAGGGCACCAGAGCCAAGCCAAUCCUGGCCUCUCUGGACAGUAAGCACACACACACACACACACCAUACACACACACACACCACACACACACACACACACACACCAUACACACACACACACCACACA